This is a messenger RNA of Athene cunicularia (burrowing owl), 1550 nucleotides long. It is a transcript of the gene TTC38, whose product is annotated as tetratricopeptide repeat domain 38. The record is from RefSeq and is a predicted model, not a curated record. Gene Ontology annotation, molecular function: protein binding. The transcript is spliced from 14 exons. Lineage: Eukaryota; Metazoa; Chordata; Aves; Strigiformes; Strigidae. The annotation marks the transcript as partial.
UUUGUUGUGCAGGCCUGGCAGGAUGCUGGACUUGUCCUGUCCACGACCAGCAAUGAAGCCUGUAAACUAUUUGAUGCUGUGCUGACCCAGUAUGCAACCUGGACCAACAAUGAGAACCUUGGAGGCAUUGAGGGAUGCCUCUCCAAGUUAAAAGCAGCGGAUCCAAAUUUUACAAUGGGACACGUCAUUGCUAAUGGUUUGGAGCUGAUUGGCACUGGAAGUUCAGUGCGGCUCAACAAGGAGCUGGAUGCUGCGAUGAGGACAAUGAUGACACUUUCAAAAUCACAGCCACUGACUGAGCGGGAGAAGCUUCAUGUAGCGGCAUUGGACAUGUUUGCCAGGGGCCAGCUUCCAAAAGCUUGUGAUUUAUGGGAACAGAUUCUGCAGAGCCACCCAACUGACCUGCUAGCCCUCAAAUUUUCCCAGGACACUUAUUUCUACCUGGGAUAUCAUAUACAGAUGCGGGAUUCUGUUGCCCGGGUUUAUCCCUUCUGGACUCCGGAUACACCACUAAGCAGCUAUGUGAAGGGCUACUACUCUUUUGGACUCAUGGAAACAAAUUUUUUCGAUCGUGCUGAGGAGCUUGCCCAUGAGGCUUUGGCUCUAAAUCAGACAGAUGCAUGGUCUGUUCAUACUAUAGCUCACAUAAAUGAAAUGAAAGCAGAGGUGAAGAAAGGGUUAGAAUUUAUGAAGGAAACGGAAGCCAACUGGAAGGAAGUAGAAUUGUCUGAUGUUCUUGCAUGUCCAAAUUACUGGCACUGGGCUUUAUACUUUAUUGAAAAGGGUGAAUAUGAAGCUGCUUUGACAAUUUAUGACAAACAUAUUGCGCCCCGGUGUCUGUCAAGUGGGAGCAUGCUGGAUGUAGUGGAUAACUGCUCGAUGCUGUACAGGCUUCACCUGGAAGGUGUAAAGCUUGGAGACAGGUGGAACAAUGUUCUCAAGCUUACAAAGAAGCACACCAAAGAUCAUGUUCUCCUGUUCAAUGACGUGCACGUCUUGAUGUCCUCACUUGGAGCCAAAGACCACAAAGCUACUGAGGAGCUUUUAACAACUCUUCAGGAACUUGCCAAAGCACCUUGUGCCGACCAUGAGCUUUCCCUGGCCCCUAGUCUGGGGCUGCCUCUGUGCCAGGCUUUUGUAGAGUUUGAGAAUGGAAAUUGUGACAAAGCUGUCGACCUGCUGUACCCAAUCCGUUAUCAACUAAUCCAAAUAGGAGGCAGCAAUGCUCAGAGGGAUGUUUUCAGCCAGUUACUGAUUCAUGCUGCUUUGAAUUCUAAAUCACAAGCCAAACAAAACCUGGCAAGGUGCCUCCUGAGAGAACGCGAUGUGAUGAGACCCAAUUCUCCAAUGACAGAGCGACUUAUUAGGAAGGCAGCAGCUGUUCAUUCAGUGGCGUGAAAAGUCCUUCCUCUGUGCUUCAGCUGAAAGAGCAAUCAGUUCACCAAUCAAAGUCUGGGUGCAGGGAGCAGAGGGGUGUCAUGCUGUAAACCUAGAGAUUCACCAUAGGUCAGAGUACCCUAGGAGCCAGAGAUCUGAUGAGAGUUUCCUUA